AUGCUCGCCACUAGGUCCUGCGACCCUGAGCACAGCCACUGGUCCUUGGGCAAAUACUUUCCAGCUCCUGGUAAAGCUUCAGCCAGUCCACGCAUGUCAGACCAAUACGACUCCUCACUACAAACACAGCCAGACUGGCAGGGCCAGUAUCCGUAUCUUUCGCAGCCAGCUGGAUCUGCCUAUUCUCAACCCUCCGAAUCGAAUCAUGCCAACUCGGGAGUAGUCCAACCUCAAUCCAUGGCACAGAGCGAAAAUCUUCGGCUAGAAGCCCAUGCAGAUAGACAGCCAACACUGACACCCAGUUUACACCAUAACACGUAUCGCGGAGCAGCAGAGGACCACGGCCAUCCUUCCCGACUUGCCGAGUCAUCAGAGAGAAAGGAGGAAUCAAGAAGCAUGAGCACGACAUCCCGUUUGCUGGACGAACCCGUACCGACUGCCAGAGCCACUACUAGAGAUUCUGUACCUUCGGGCUACGUCAACUCAACUUCAACAAUGGCGAAAGGCUUGGGCAAUCCCUCUGAUAGAUUUGGACCAGAUGAUCAACGUGCGGUAGUACCGAAGGAUGAAGAUGAUGCUUUACUUGACGAGGAUAUGGCCGAGGAUGAGGCGGAUUCACUACUUCAAACUGCGGCAGAACGGGUGGCAGCUCGCAGAAAGAUGAAGCGCUUCAGGCUUACGCACCAGCAAACACGGUUCUUGACGAGCGAAUUUGCAAAGCAGCCCCACCCUGACGCUGCCCAUCGAGAAAGGCUGUCCAGAGAAAUACCUGGAUUAAGCCCUCGACAAGUCCAAGUGUGGUUUCAGAACCGGCGUGCGAAGAUCAAGAGGCUCAACGCCGAUGACCGUGAUCGAAUGAUCAAGAUGAGAGCAGUUCCAGACGAUUUUGACAAUGUACAAGCUUUGCAUUCUCCUUACGGGGCAGUCCAUAUGCCGAUGCCGCUGGCAGCCCCCGUAGACUUUGGACACCACCCUCCAUAUCCGAGCAACUCGAUGAGAGCACCCCUAAUGGUGGACGUGCGGCGUCAAGAGGGACCAGGUCAUAUGUCGCCCACAGGCUUGACGCCAUCGUUUGGCAACAUCGGCUUUUACCCUUCGAACGCAGUAAAUUCAUCCGGAGUCAUGUCGCCAAUAUCACCGCACUCUAGUGAGCGCUAUCCUCCCCAUGGAAGUGGCGGGCCACACGGGCCCCUGGAUGCGCAUCGCCACGGAGUUAGGCCACUCCAAACCUUUCAUAACCGGGAUCCGGUAUCCAGGCCAAGGUCUGAGUCUCUGCAAUUACACUAUAUGCAUCCUGGUGUGAAUACGCACUCCAGUGUAUCUGAUCGGUCUUCCUUGGUCUAUCAGCCUGGCCAGAUGAGCCAAGCGGCACCUAGCAGCGCAGGGGGUGUUGACCGGAGCCCCUACACAAGCAGCAGUAAUGCACAAUCAUCGCCGACAGGAUUGAGCUACCCCAAUUUCCAGCAGACAUCUGAGAAUGGAUCUCGUCUUCGAGCUGCCUCAGCCUCGUUGCCCCUGAAUACGACAGACCAUUAUCGAGCACUCCAAUCUCCUCAGUCGCACAAUCAUCGAACAGCCGGAUCUUCUUCGCAAUAUGGAGCGUCGUCAACCUACCAGGCCAGCUACGGCGCCGCUCCUUUAUCAGCGCCGUUGACCCCUUCUCUGGCGGCUCCUCCACCGCGAACAUCAGCUACACCAUCAAGUGUAAGAGACUAUCCAGAGUCGGUGGGUACACCUGGUUUUCCUCAGACUCUGCAGAGUGGCCUGAAUGGUCAUGAUUCUCGUACAGCCUCGAGAAGCGUUUAUCCUAGCGGGGCACCGGAUUACGCAAAUAACCAGCAACGUAAUGACAGCUAUGGCAUCAACGAUUUAAACAGCGCAAUUUCAUUGAAACGGGAUCGAGGAUAUAUAACUCAAGGAGGAGCAACGUCACCACUCGAUAGAGCGAGGCCCUCAUUGCAUCAUAGCACAAGUUAA
Messenger RNA from Trichoderma harzianum CBS 226.95, 1977 nucleotides. RefSeq lists its product as hypothetical. The record is from RefSeq and is a predicted model, not a curated record. Bases 1 to 1977 code for a protein of 658 amino acids. The transcript has 4 exons. NCBI's taxonomy places the organism in Eukaryota, Fungi, Ascomycota, Sordariomycetes, Hypocreales, Hypocreaceae. Gene Ontology annotation, molecular function: DNA-binding transcription factor activity, RNA polymerase II-specific; RNA polymerase II transcription regulatory region sequence-specific DNA binding. Gene Ontology annotation, biological process: regulation of transcription by RNA polymerase II.